Messenger RNA from Drosophila innubila, 1883 nucleotides. RefSeq names its product ras-related protein Rab-35 (gene Rab35). The transcript is spliced from 3 exons. The record is from RefSeq and is a predicted model, not a curated record. Gene Ontology annotation, molecular function: GTP binding; GTPase activity. The coding region runs from base 1002 to 1610 and encodes 202 amino acids. Lineage: Eukaryota; Metazoa; Arthropoda; Insecta; Diptera; Drosophilidae. Gene Ontology annotation, cellular component: plasma membrane; endosome membrane. Gene Ontology annotation, biological process: endocytic recycling.
CACCAGUGUUGCCAAGUUCUCACUGCAUUCCAUACAUAUACGUGCGUUAGGAAUAGUUUACUCAUAAUAUGAAUAUAAUUUAGGAUUAUGAUUUUAAUUAAGUUAUUGAAGUCAGUCAACAGAGCAGGUGCGAAAUAAGCCAAAUCUGAAUUGCAAUAAAAAGUGCACAUGAGUGAGUGAAUACGAGCGACGACGACGCCAAAUAAUAAAGAGGCAUAAUCCGCUGGUAUUGUGUGAGAGAAAGGGAGAGGGAGCAGGAGAAGAAGGAGAGGGCGAUUUGCUAAUUUAUUGUGCGUUCGUUGUGUGUUGACUGUCAGUGUGACAUUAAAAUAGCUUUGUAAUUGAAAAUAUUUUUCAUACGCACAGCAUAAAGAAGUCAUAAUAUCAACAAAUUAUCAACUCAAGCAAAAGUUCCACGGUGCUUCCAACACAGCAGAAGCAGCAGCAACAACAACAACAACAGCAGCAACAACAAAAACUCGGCCUCUCUGUCUGACGUUUAUGCCUUGCCGCCUUCACAAACGAAUAAAUCGCUGAUAAAAUACAUGCAUUAAAAAAGCAACGCCGGGAAUUAAAUAACAAGUAACAAACUAAGUAAAAAAAAAACGAAAAAACAACACUAAUAACAAUAGGGAGCUUAUCACACAAACAUACAUACAUACGCCCGCAGCAUCAGCGACAGCCAGAAGAACAACAGUUUAUCAUACUAUUUAAGCAACCGGCGGCAGCAACAACCAGAGGGAGCGAGAGCGAGCGAUAGGCACACGCCAGUGUAUGUGUGUGGGUGUGUCUGUGUGUGUGUGGGAGCAAGGCACAGGCACGACAAAUAACAACAAUAACACCAGCAACAAUAAUAACAACAACAACAACAGUAACCGCAGUAACAGAUACGAAUUUUUUUUGCACAAAUUUUUGCAUUGUUCAACGUUGGACGGCAGCGUCAUCUCUGUUUAACUGUAAUUUACAAAAACAACUGAGGCACCAGCAGCAGUUACUCCAAAAUGGCACGCCACUUUGAUCAUAUGUUCAAGUUGCUUAUAAUUGGCGACAGCGGUGUCGGCAAAUCCUCGUUGCUUAUACGCUUCUCAGAUGACACAUUCUCGGGUAGUUACAUAACAACAAUCGGCGUGGAUUUCAAAAUCAGGACCGUGAUGAUCGAUGGGCUGCGUGUGAAGCUGCAAAUCUGGGAUACGGCUGGACAGGAGCGUUUUCGCACAAUCACCAGCACCUACUAUAGAGGAACGCAUGGGGUGAUUAUCGUCUACGAUGUGACGAAUGGCGAUUCCUUUGCGAACGUUCGUCGCUGGCUAGAGGAGAUUCAAAACAAUUGCGAUGUGGUGAACAAAGUAUUAGUGGGCAAUAAGAAUGAUGAUCCGGAUCGUAAGGUGGUCAUAACGGAGGAUGCGGAACGCUUUGCGCGACAAAUGGAAAUACAAUUGUUUGAGACAUCCGCCAAAGACAACCUCAAUGUGGAGGAUAUGUUUCUGUCGAUAACGGGACAGGUGCUAAAGCACAAGCUGCGCACCGCCGCCGAGGAUCAGCCAAAGGAUCGCAUUCACAUCACUGGCAAAGGCAAGGGCAUCAGGAAGUCCAAUAAAUGUUGCAGUUGAAAGCGACGCUGUGGCAACAGAAGCAGCUGCAGCUGCAGCAGCAGCAGCAGAUUGAUGAUGAGGAAUGGUUUUGGUGGCGCGUAGUACAGGUUCAUAUGGCACACACUCUCUCAUACACACACACACACACAACCACACACAUAAUACACAAGACAAAUUUUUGUUUUUUUUUUGUUUUAAUUUUUGUAAUGCCUCAGAGCCGUAAAAGAAGUGUAAAGCGCAAUUAAUUGUAUUUAGCAAUUUAUAUACAUAUUAUAUACAUACAUGCAUAUA